AUUCUAGUCGCGUUUCGAUGUUACUCUAUAGAAUUUCUAGUGAACUCUAAUAUAAUAUAUUGGAUCAAACAGAUCUUCGUCUUCUAUUCCAAGCGCACCAGGGUGUAGUGCUCUGGAGUUCCGUACCAUUAUUUUCCGGAGUCUAACGUCUGCAGGUGUUUGUUGACAGAUUUUUUCUGGUUACAAUUUCCCAGGAGACUCUUGGCCUGUCUCAGACCUUGUAGGUUGUCCCAAUAAUUGGUUGGUACCACAGAAGAGUUAAGGUCCCAUGAAGGGUUUGUCUGUCCCUUUUCCGACUGGAGAAAACCGUACUUCACAUGAAGAAUUUCUUCAAAUAGGAUCAGCAAAGUCCGAAGGUUCGGCAGUUUUAAGCUUCAGUUCCUCGUUUUCUGGAUCCAUGAGCACUAAAACUGGAGCAAACAAGUUUUCAAAUCAGCCAUGAUGCAAUCCGAAAUAGGAGAGUUGUUGCUGAAGUUGCCCGGGCCUAUUUCCAAUACCAAAUUUUCUUUUGAGUGAGAAUUCUGGUGGUUGAGGAUGGUUUCCAAUGAAUCUCUUAAGACCUGCAUUUCAGUUAACAAAUAUUUAAUCAGGAUUCGCGGGAUCCCGAUCAUUGCGACCAGAAUUCCACCAGCCCCGCCCUUGUGGGGACCAGGGAAGUUGGCAGCUCUACAAUGGCUCCUCACCACCAUAACUUCGAGAUCAUCGAAGCGGAUAAUUGCCGAAGACCGAAAAGCAAAUUAAAAUCAUUUUUGAAGCAAAAUGGUUUAACUUUAGCCACGAUGGUGGGUGUCAUAUUAGGUACCGUAUUGGGUAUCAUCUUAAAAUAUUCUAAAGACUCGUGGUCAGAACGUGAAGUAAUGUAUAUAGGAUUCGCAGGACAGAUAUUUCUAAGGAUGCUAAAAGUUCUAAUCCUACCGUUGAUAAUAUCUUCUUUAAUCUCGGCUAUAGCCGGUUUGGAUUUGUCUCUUUCGGGGAAAAUAGCCGCAAGAGCCGUGGCGUAUUAUUUAACGACCACAUUUGCCGCCGUAGUUUUGGGUAUGGUUGUCGUGAUGGUCAUAAGACCUGGUGUUGGGGUCAAAGUCGCAGGAGUAGGAGAAGGAGUUAAAAGGAAUGUUAGCACCGUGGAUACCUUAUUAGAUUUAGUACGAAACAUGUUCCCACCAAAUAUGGCAGAAGCUACAAUAUUCCAAACUAGAACGGUGCUUGUCCCCACUUAUGACAACGACACAGGUUCCUAUAUAAACAAAAUUGACACUGAAAUCAUCCAAAAUACAAAUAUAAUGGGUUUGGUGGUAAUAGCAGCCGCUCUUGGUAUAGCCAUCGCUCAACUUGGAGAAGAAGCCAAAAUUAUAGCGACUUUUUUCCACAAUUUGAUGGCCGUUAGUAUGAAAAUUACAUCUUGGGUAAUAUUCCUCUCGCCAUUAGGUAUCAUCUUUUUGGUUUCUUCUAAAGUACUCGAAAUGGAGGAUGUCGGUAACGUGAUGGCCGGUUUGGGAUGGUACUUCGCUACAGUAUGUACGGGUUUAUUCGUCCAAGGAUUUGUGAUUCUGCCACUUCUCUAUUUAUUACUAACUAGAAAGAAUCCAAUUGCGUUCAUUUUGAACAUGUCCCAGGCUGUCGUUACAGCAUUUGGAACUGCUUCGAGUUCCGCAACGUUGCCGUUAACGAUACGUUGUUUGGAAGAGAAGAACGGAGUCGAUCGUCGAGUAGCGAGAUUCGCACUUCCCAUCGGCGCUACCAUCAAUCUGGACGGUACGGCUUUGUACGAAGCUGUGGCCGCUAUCUUUAUAGCUCAAGUUCGUGAGGUACCUCUCGAUUUCGGAACCUUAGUGGCUAUAAGUCUAACUGCAACUGCUGCAAGUAUAGGUGCCGCCGGUAUUCCACAAGCUGGUUUAGUAACAAUGGUAAUGGUACUAGAUACCGUAGGUUUGCCUGCGGAAGAUGUCACUCUGAUCCUUGCCGUCGAUUGGUUAUUAGAUCGUUUUAGAACAGCCAUAAACGUCAUGGGAGAUUCAUUCGGUGCUGGUAUAGUUUACCAUAGAAGUCUAAGAGAGUUGGGAGUAUUAGUUCCGACUGAAAUAAGCUCGGAAGAUCCUCCAGAUUACAUAGACGGCGAAGCCACGACCGGUAAAUCGAGUCUCACAAAACACGAAGAAACGUCCCAAUGAAUUUUUAUAGAAAAAAAAAAAAAAGAAAAAGAAGUGAACAUGCUCUCGAAAAUGAAGUAAAUUUUAACUAGAAAAUAAGUUGUGAAUUGAAAUAAUCGAAAAUAUGUAAAAAUCAAAAUAAAUCAGUUGAAUGAG
This is a messenger RNA of Diorhabda sublineata, 2303 nucleotides long. Its product is annotated as excitatory amino acid transporter 1-like. Gene Ontology annotation, cellular component: plasma membrane. Gene Ontology annotation, molecular function: L-glutamate transmembrane transporter activity; glutamate:sodium symporter activity; neutral L-amino acid transmembrane transporter activity. Lineage: Eukaryota; Metazoa; Arthropoda; Insecta; Coleoptera; Chrysomelidae. The coding region runs from base 672 to 2168 and encodes 498 amino acids. The record is from RefSeq and is a predicted model, not a curated record. The transcript is spliced from 8 exons. Gene Ontology annotation, biological process: L-glutamate transmembrane transport.